Syzygium oleosum is the source of this 1286-nucleotide messenger RNA. RefSeq names its product probable pectinesterase 29. Gene Ontology annotation, biological process: cell wall modification. The coding region runs from base 1 to 1152 and encodes 383 amino acids. Gene Ontology annotation, molecular function: pectinesterase activity. The record is from RefSeq and is a predicted model, not a curated record. The transcript is spliced from 8 exons. Lineage: Eukaryota; Viridiplantae; Streptophyta; Magnoliopsida; Myrtales; Myrtaceae.
AUGGCGUCGGACGUCGUGCUAAGAACCACCCAAGUGGACAUACUAAAGAUCCUUCCACAAUUGGUAGUAGUUUGCUUGCUCGAAGACACGGAGACGGAAUUUGCAGGAAUUCCAGUGGCUGUGGAUCCAAGUACCUGGGUUGUUAAGCCAGAGAUGUAUUUGCCGUUUAGUGCUCUCUUAUUGGCUUUGCUGAGCCUGUCAAAGGUUAGCUUUUGUCAAGACUGUAGUAAUCGAGGUCAAGAUUCGACGACCAUAGUCGUAGAUUGGUCGGGCCAGGGACAAUUCACCACGGUGCAAAAAGCCGUCGACUCCAUCCCGGCGCCGAACAGCGUCUGGACUCGUAUCCUGGUCAGGCCCGGCAUUUACAAGGAAAAGGUUUCGAUACCUUCGGACAAGCCAUGCAUAGUCCUCGAAGGGAACACGGAAAGGGACACCAUCAUUGAGUGGAGCAGCGCCGGUGAAGUUGAUCAAAGCGGUACCUUCACGCUUUAUGCGGAUAAUUUCAAAGCCAAAAAUAUAGGAUUCAAGAAUACCUACAACGAAUUGACACGACGUGGAGAUUGGAAUUCGAUCAAGCCGGCCCCGGCAUUCCAAGUAACGACGGACAAAGUCUCAUUCUAUAGUUGCGCGUUCAUCAGCGUGCAAGACACACUGUCAGACUACCAAGGACGUCACUACUUCAACUCUUGCUACAUCGAGGGUGCCGCGGAUUUCAUCUGGGGCGGCGGCCAAUCCAUCUAUCAGGGCUGCACGAUAAACGCAAGCACGGCUAUCCUAGGCGGAUUAGCUGGCUAUAUCACGGCUCAGGGCCGCAACGGCUUGAAGGACUCUAGCGGGUACGUCUUCGAUCGGUGUUACGUGGUGGGGACGGGGCCCGUCUACCUUGGAAGGGCGUACAAGCAGUACGCAAGAGUUGUGUUUCACGAGACAGGUCUCUCAAACAUCAUCGUGCCGAAGGGAUGGGAUCCCUGGUUAUAUGCCAAUGAAGAGGGCACAAUAACCUUCGUGGAGAACCAAUGCACCGGGCCCGGGGCGGACUUGUCGCAGCGGAUCAAGUGGGAGAAGACACUAUCGAGCAACGAACUACAGCAAUUGAUCACCGUCGACACAUUCAUAAAUCAAGAUGGCUGGCUGGAGAAGCAACCCUUUUAGGGUGCGUUCAUUACGAGGAAAAAUGAGUGAUUUGAAAAACAUUCUCCGAAGGAUGAUUGCUUUUAUCGUUCAGAAAAAUCAAUAGAUGGAAAAUGUUUUCGUCAUCAAUAACAAUCUAUGCGUAACUAUUUUCG